GAAAAAAAUCGUAAAUAGUCCUCACACAAACAAAACAAUUGAUCCAGAUGAUUUGCAUGUGACUGGGACACGGGCUGAGUUGAGUGUCUGAGAUUGGAAACUGGAACUGGCCACUCAAGAGCCACUGACGCUAGUGAGGCAAUCCUCCCACAUUCUGCCAACGUCGUCAUUCCUCCUCCUCAUCGCAUCGUCUUGAAUUGCUCAUCCAUCAUCUCCGUAUCUAUUCACUACACCACAGACUCAAACUGCAACUUGUCCACUCUAACACAACUCAGCAAUAGACUGUAACAUCUGCAAUUUCGAAGAAGUCCGCAAUCCUCCUCCCAGUCGAAAUGUCUUUCCAAGAUAAGGCACAGGCCCAUAUCACCCAGAUCGACAAGGAGCUUUCCAAGUACCCAGUCUUGAACAACCUCGAGAAGCAGACAUCCGUCCCCAAGGUCUACGCAUUCCUCGGUCUGAUCGCGACCUAUUUCUUCUUUAUCUUCUUCAACAUCGGUGGUCAACUCCUUACCAAUGUCGCUGGCUUCAUAAUCCCUGGAUAUUACUCGCUCGAGGCUCUGUUCAGUGUUGGAAAGAGUGAUGAUACCCAAUGGCUUACUUACUGGGUUGUAUUCGCUUUCUUGACUGUGUUUGAGAGCUUGGUUAGCGCCGUUUACUGGUUCCCAUUCUACUACACAUUCAAGUUCAUCUUCGUCCUCUGGCUCGCCCUCCCAGCUACUAGCGGAGCUCAAAUUGUUUUCCGCUCGUUUGUCCAGCCAGUCUUUGCCCGCUACUUCUCUGGCCCUGGUGCCACUGCUGCCAACCUCCGUUCCAAGGUUGACGCUGCUGGUGACAAGACCUUGUAAGCGGCUCAACUACACGACCUCCCAUUAUGGACUGCUAAGCCACGCAACGCCAAUUCAUUGAUCGGCUAGCAUCAGGGAUGCAAACAAAUAUGGAAAGGGUGGGAAAUCGGAAAUAGGGAUGGAGGAGAAUAUCAUCAUAUAGGGACUGGAUGGCUUUAUGACGAGGGGGUUGUGGUGAAAUAAUGAAGGCAAUUAUGACAUUCAUGGCUUUUGGACGAAUCUCAUCCGGGCUUGGGAACGUUUUUCAAGGGUUUCUAUAGAUUGAUGUACGGAAAGUCAAUCAACAGCGUUUCGAACGAGAGAAAUAAACUACA
Molecule: messenger RNA, 1159 nt
Organism: Cadophora gregata
Lineage: Eukaryota; Fungi; Ascomycota; Leotiomycetes; Helotiales; Ploettnerulaceae
Gene: YOP1
Product: ER membrane protein DP1/Yop1
Exons: 4
Coding region: 333-845 (170 amino acids)
Source: RefSeq, a predicted model, not a curated record